AUGAGAACAACUCAACCUUAGCCUUUCUAUUUGUAAGAAUCUCAUAAAAGUAUUGAUAGAACAUUUCUAGAUAGAGAAAAUCAAACAAUUAAAGAAGAUAAAAUAGAAGAGCAAAUAAAAAAAGAAUAAAGCAUUAAAUCUGCCAAAUAACCACCUUCUACUAAAAAUGGGAAAAUAGUUGCAUAAUUAUUAGAAAAAGAAAGAAUCAAGAAAGCUGAAAAGCAAGAAUAAAUUAAAAAAGAAGAAUAAGAAAGAUUAGCAAAAAAGAAAAAUAUUAUUAAAUAUGUGAUUCCUUUUUGA
This is a messenger RNA of Paramecium sonneborni, 300 nucleotides long. The record is from the annotation of a GenBank genome assembly. Lineage: Eukaryota; Ciliophora; Oligohymenophorea; Peniculida; Parameciidae.